Molecule: messenger RNA, 3329 nt
Organism: Syngnathus typhle (broad-nosed pipefish)
Lineage: Eukaryota; Metazoa; Chordata; Actinopteri; Syngnathiformes; Syngnathidae
Gene: timm21
Product: translocase of inner mitochondrial membrane 21
Exons: 10
Coding region: 108-875 (255 amino acids)
Biological process (GO): protein import into mitochondrial matrix
Cellular component (GO): TIM23 mitochondrial import inner membrane translocase complex
Source: RefSeq, a predicted model, not a curated record
CUUAGCGUGUGACGUAUAAUGUAUGAGCCGGGAUUAGUUCGCCAAUAGUUCCCGGCGCACUCCUGUAUUUUAAUACGUUCAAUACGAGCGUUUUAUGGACAUCGUUUAUGUUAAGAAACCGAAUAGUAAUGGCGUACAUGCAGAUAUUAAAAAUCCUGCAUCGAAAUUUAAAGCCAACCGCGACGCAGACGUGCAGAUUGACAUCGGGCAAUUUGUUCCCACAUACGCACAGAGCAGAAUCAGCCUAUUCGAGUGUGACCUUCCACGGGAGGCUCGAACCUUUUGCGUGUAGCUGUCACGCUCUGUGCUGUAUUCUGCAAUCGCGCAGAGGUAUUACUCUUGGCUUCAGAGCGAGAAAUAAAAACGAGGACCGAGACGAUGGACACAAGUCGCUCUACAAAUACCAGAGUGGCAGCUCAAAGCUAUCAGCUACACGCAAAGUGAAAAAGGCUGGCCGAGAUUUCACCUAUUUGAUUGUUGUUCUCAUCGGGCUUGGGGUGACAGGUGGUCUUCUGUACGUGGUCUUCCAAGAACUAUUUUCUUCCUCCAGUCCAAAUAAAGUCUAUGGAAAAGCAUUCAACAAAGUCAGAUUAGACCCAGAGGUCAUUGGUGCAUUCGGAGAACCAAUCAAGUGUUAUGGUGAGACAACUCGUCGGAGAAGAAGGCAACAGAUCAGUCAUAUGGAGUAUCUGAAGGAUGGACUCAAGCACAUGAGACUCAAGUUUUACAUUGAGGGAUCCGAACCGGGGCUUAAAGGCACAGUGCACUCUGAGUCAAAAGAGAAUCCUGAAACUGGAAAAUAUGAGUUUCGCUACAUAUUUGUGGAUGUAGACACAUACCCAAGGCGGACCAUCAUUGUAGAAGAUAACAGAUAAAAACAAAAUCAAACAACAAAAUGACUGCACGAUUUAGUGAAGCUAUUUGACUGGCUUACAAUUGAUCGUGUCUUUGUGUAUUUUGUAUGUGAUAAAAAUGUGAAAACAGCUGAGGAUACAGAGCUGAUAUUGCUUUACUGAUUAAAAGUGUUUGCAUCAAACAUCAACAAUUACAUGAUUUCAACUUAGGGAAAAGCAAUAUCUUUCUUUUGGGGGUACACUUUUUCGACGUCAACAAAGCCUUAGAUUGUUUUUUUUCGCAAUAAUGGCCACAGAACAGCGACAAAGCGUCGACUAAAAACUUGAUCGUCUGCUAUAAUUGUAAAGGCUUAAAUCGGUGUUCUUAAUCGAUUACUCUAGUGCAAUUCCGUCCAAAUCAUUGUUGUAAUUUAAUUGACGUUUUAUGCCAUUUAUUAUUGGCAUCUGUACAUUAUUUGUUUAUCCGUCGAUCAUACGUGGCAUUCUGAGACCCUCGUGAAUGUUAGAACUACUCUUGAGAUCAUGCUUGAGAAAGUCUUUCCGCCUCCCGUGAUUCUAUCGCCACGGCGUGAGUUUGAGCAAUUAUUACUGACAAAACACAAGUUAUUUGUAAAUAUAGAAGAAAAGGGCGAGUUUGUUUUCAUCUUAAGACCUAAUUAUUCACAUGUAUGACGGUGGUUGAAUCCAGCAAUUUCUAAUUAUCUCUGAAGGCAACAAAUGAAACCCCGCCCACUGGAGUGGGAGAUGUCGAAAGUCGUCACUGGGAUGUGCUGGGUUAACACAAUGCUAAACCAAACUACGAGAUGUGUUACAUUUUUCCUGUUAUUCUAAGUCAUACAUAUUUUACCGAGUAAGUACCAAGUGCUUUCGCCGAAUCACAUUGGAAACGCUUGCAUAUUAGAUAGUUUCCAGGUGUUUUUUUCUGUGGAAUGGUUUGGUAAACGGAAGCGGUUUUCAGUGUUUGUGGCCUGCUUUCUGAGCUUCGGCUCUGGAGCUUCCCUGGCAUCUCAUCAGCGCAUAAGAACCAGGCAAUGAUCGACCUCGGCGGCUAACUAACCAAGUAGUGUACGUUCAUGGCGCUGCAUUAAACGAUGAAAGCCAGCACCCAGUGAUUGAAGUCCCGCCAAAAUGGAGCUGUACUGGUAUAUAGUGGUUAUAGUGUUCAUCAUCAUCAAGAUCUUCUUCUAUGUGUGCUGGUACCGCUCGAGACAGAGGCAGCUGGCUGCAUACUUGAGCAACCCCCGCAAUGCCCAGAUAGUCAUCGUUGGAGGGAGGGCGUACCUCCAUCAAAUGUGCGAGCGACAGAGUCAAACCUCACUCUGGCCAAGUUGGUACGGCGUACCUGAUGACCUGUCACAAGAAGAGCCCUCCUUGGCGCUGCCACCUGCUGCAUCCUUCUCCCAUCUGGACAUGCCACCGCCAUAUGAUGCCGCCGUGUCCGAAGAGGACGAUCUGAAACCGCCUCCCUACAGCGAGUGUGCUCACGCCGUCGAAACUGAUGCGCCUCAACCCUCCAAUUGCACGCCUCUCAUCUCCGAAGGAGGCGACUCCCGUUGCUCCAGCGAGGCCCCGCCCCCUUAUUCGCAGUCUCCCCAGCCCCGUCCACAAGAAGGCCUUGUUAGCUGCACAGAGGCGCAUUCUGAGAACAUGCCUGUCUAAUUGAAUACCAGUUUGCCUUUUCCUCCAGAUAAACCUUUGCCCCACUGCUGGAGCUAGAGAGAGGACUGCGGGUGGCAUUGGGCUCCCCUGAAGUAUGCUUGGACCCUCCCCCCCAAGGUACCAGGCCAGACUUUUGGGUAUUUUCUGGGUAUUGCCACCCAUUCCCCGAAAGGAACAUAUUAGGAAUCCUAAUCAAUGGUUUCUGAAGAAUUAUUUGGUUUGUUUAAAAAAAUGUUUUGCGGACCCACUCAGAUAUCUUGAUGAGGUUUAAGUGUGAGUGGUUAAGGGCUUCUACUUUUUAGUUUUUCCCGAAAUACUGCAAAAUGAUAACGUACCAAAAAUAGUUUAGCAUCUUUUUAUAACGUACAUGAAUCUACCACAGGUUGGUCAGAUCAAUUUCUGUUAUCAUUACCAUAAGAUUUGGAUUUAGUUUCACUGCAUUUCAAAGUAAACUUUGCUUGAAGUUUUGCCUCUUAUUUUUUAUACACAUUUUCAGUUUAAAUGUAUUUGACGGUGGUGAAAUUGUCAUCAGUUAGUAUUGUGGUGACAAAUCAAUUGUGGUCUUUUUAAAAUGUAAAGGGAGGCAAUGUGCAAAAAUGUAGCUUAGAAUGCAGACGCAUGAUGUCUGAAUCUAUAUCCAAGCGUCGGUGAUCUAAUGUCUCUUCAUCCAGUUUACCUUCUUGCUUAUUUGGAAGACAUCUCAGUUCAAAUUACUCACCAGGUUGGGAUUUUUUGAGAGUUGGUUCUUAUUUCUUUUCACCACUUUUUGUGUGUGUGUGUGGGGGGUCAACUUGUGCAUUAAACUUGUUGAUAUUA